Messenger RNA from Nothobranchius furzeri (turquoise killifish), 3757 nucleotides. RefSeq names its product sepiapterin reductase a (gene spra). The record is from RefSeq and is a predicted model, not a curated record. Gene Ontology annotation, biological process: tetrahydrobiopterin biosynthetic process. Gene Ontology annotation, molecular function: sepiapterin reductase (NADP+) activity. Lineage: Eukaryota; Metazoa; Chordata; Actinopteri; Cyprinodontiformes; Nothobranchiidae.
UGUUCCUGCAGCCUUGAUGUUUUGAUUUUCGGUGAUUAAACGGUUCAAAUCCGGGCAGAAGCGUGUCGGAACCAUAAUCGGUGUGAAUGCGGUUUCCCGUGCCCUGACUCAUAUUCACCGGGAGGUGGCGGCAGGGCAGCAAGUGGACCGGGCUGCCGCUGCAGAAGGAGCGCACCGACACGUUUCCGGAUCUCACGGUGAAUCACGCAGAAGAACGCUUCAGAACCAUCCGAACCAUGGCGCCAGCUGCGGACCUCGGCCGGGUUCUGUGCAUCAUCACCGGGGCCUCCAGAGGCUUUGGCCGGGCCGCGGUUAAAGAGCUGGCCCGGUUGGUGAGACCCGGAUCGGUGCUGGUCCUGGUGGCCCGGUCUGGGGAAGACUUGCUGACUCUGCAGGCCGAGCUGACCCAGUCCGAACCGGGCCGAACCGGGCUGAAGGUGGAGGUGGUGGUGGCUGACGUCGGACAGACGGAGGGUCUGGAGAACAUCAUCAGAACCUCCAAAAAGGCUUCAAACGAGGACCUGGACCACGUGAUUCUGAUCAACAACGCGGCCUCUCUAGGGGAUGUGUCCCGUUACACUAAAAGCUUCACGGAGAUGUCUGAGGUGGACUCGUACCUGUCCCUGAACGUCAGCUCCGCUCUCUGUCUCACUGCCAGAGUCCUGCAGGCCUUCCCACAACGUCCUGGUCGACGGAGGACCGUCGUCAACGUUACGUCUCUCUGCGCCCUGCAGCCUUUCUGCUCCUGGGUUCUCUACUGCACUGGGAAAGCUGCUCGGGAGAUGAUGUUCAGGGUUCUGGCUGAGGAGGAACCGGACCUCCGGGUUCUGAACUACUCUCCAGGACCUCUGGACACCAACAUGCAGGUGGAGGCCCGGUCCAAAACGGCCGACCCGCACAUGAAGAAGACGUUCUCCGACAUGUUCUCUGGAGGUCAGCUGCUCACCUGUGAGGCGUCCUGCUCUAAACUGAUGAAGAUUCUGCUGGAGGACACCUUCACGUCAGGAACCCACAUUGAUGUCUUUGAUGUGUAAAAGCAGAACCCACCUUCUCCAGAACCCGCAUUCUUCUUUUUAACUGGAAUCGAAAAGUUUUAAUCGUGUUUUUUAGGUUUUCUGUUGCGUCGGAUUCACUUUCAGAACUUCAGCGUAUUUUCUAGAGUCCAAGGCCUUCAUUCAUCAACCGUACUUGCACACAGAUCUGAGCCCGUGUGGUGCGUAGCAACGAUUUUACAACAGGUGUGGUAUUUACCAUCUUGUACCGGUGUGUAGAAAUGUUCCUGAACAUCAGAACAGCUCUGGCCAUGCGUAGGAGCAGCAUCUAGUGGUAGAAUGGGGCACUGCAACACUGAAGGUCUCAGCCAUCUAAUUAUUUGACCCAGCCAGUAAUGAUGUCUGUGUGGAAAUGGCUUCAUCAGCUGUCCCUUACGGCUGUCAGAACCUAGAAGGACACCUGUGACCCACGGGAACCUGACGGGUAGCGUGGCUGAUCUGCUGUUGAGGACCUGGCAGAGCGAGCUCUCUGGAAGGAGCGGGUCCUCUGUGAGCGAUCUGAUCUGUGGGUGAGAAUCCACAGUGGCUCAUGUGCAGGUACCGCUUCCAGAAGGAGGUCCCUCUGGAGCUACGUCUCCUCCACUCGGCUCCCCGAACAUCCAGACGUUGCCAAGGUAACCAAACUGACUGAUAACUCUGCAAUCAGACAGUCAAACCAGAACAAAACCAACUCCAGGCAGAACAUGUAAACUGUAAAUGACAACAGAACGUUCGGUUACGUUACGGUUUUUCAGAUUCGGCUUCACGUGGAACCGUUUUUUUUAUUUAUCUCUGACAGGAACCUCUCCUCUGUCACGACCACGUUUACCACGCCUGCCACUUUCUCCCAGGCAGCGUUCCGUCUUUUCCUGGUUUCUCCUGAGCUGAGAGAAGUUCUGCUUCGGCAGACAGAGCCUCGGUCUCGCUGUCGCUGGUGAUUCUUCUUUCCCAGGAAGAAGGCAGGGAUUCCUCAUGAGCUUUAGAGGAUGUGAUGUGACCAGAUAUGGUUAAUUGAGGGCGUCUCUGUAUGUAAAUGAUUGAACGGACACGAGCGCUUGGGUAUGGUCAGGUGGGAUUUAUCGUCGGUUAAGUUGUGGAGGAUCGUGCGUACGAGAAGCCACCGCAUGUUUGGUAAACCAGGAUUUGACGGUUUGUACGAUUAUUCUAGAUUCCAUUCGUAAGAAGGAAUAUAGGACAGUUUCUACGAACGGUUGAUAAAUGAGUCCCUGGAAUUUUCUUUGGUUUGUAGGAUCUAUAGAACAUAAAUGUUCGUCCUCAGUUGUGGGUUUGAAUCCCGCUGCCACAUGUUGAGUCCUCUAAAACAUGAAGCAGCUUGUUUAUGUUGAUCUGAUGUGAUGAUAUGAAACAGAUGUUUGUUUAGAAAAGCUAUAGGAAUGAUCUCAGACAUGAGUGAGCUGGUCACAGCUGCUUCAGUGGAACUUCAGGGUCCGAAGGUCAGAACAUCAGGGUCCGAAGAUCAGAACAGUGGAACAUCAGGGUCCGAACAUCAGACCAGUGGAACUUCAGGGUCCAAAGAUCCUCCCAAGGCUGCAUUUUAAGUCGGACUGCAUCACAGCUAAGGGACAAGGCAAUCUGAAUAUAAAGAAGAUGCGUCCUCAUUUCCCCCGAAUUUCAAUGACCGUUCUUUAGUGACUGGAUUUAUGCUGAAGUAGGGGUAAAAGGAAAGACUGUCCAAUUUAUUAGCCGCUCACUUCUGACCUUAGUGGUUGUGGAAGGACCUGAUCUUUGUUGACCGAGGAGAACUGGUCCUCUCAAGGUGCGGUGCAGUAAAGGGAAAUAAGAUUGUUGGUCCAACACAAAAGUACUGGCUUCGCUAAACAUACAUGUGGUUGGUUAAUGAUUAGCGUGUUUAAGCUAGUAAUGCGGUUGUUUGACGGGACAUCACCGUGCUAUUGACUAGCUUUUAUUGUUAGCCUGUUGCUGUUUCUGUUUAAUAGUGUUGUAAAACCAUAGACAAAGAGUCAGAGUUUAUUGUUGAUACCAGCUAGCCUCUUCCCAGUUUGACCUGAACAUUAGCAUUAGCUUCAGACCCAACUCUGGUCCUCGAGGGCCACCAUCCUGCUAAUUCUCUGUGUUUCCUGCUCUACCACACCUGAAUGAAGUGAUUUAAUCAUCUCCUUACCACUUUAACUCUACCCAGGCCUGUUACUUACUCAUUUGUUUUAAUCAGGUGUGCAGUAGCAAAGAAACAGCUAACAUGCAGGAUGCUAGCCCUCGAGGACCAGAUUUGGUGACCUCUGCUCCAGAGCUUCAGUCGGCUCUCAGAAACGGUACCAUUAAAGAUAUUUGAGCUUAUGAAAUUUUAAGUAGUGAUUUUCUAAAUUGAAUAUUUUUAUAGUGCCUUCUUAGGGUUCUACAACCCCCCAAAGCGCUUCACAACACAGUCAUUCACAUGCUGAUGAGCUACGAUGUAGCCACAGCUGCCCUGGGGCUCACUGACACAGGCAAGGCCUGCCAAACAGACGCCACCGGUCUGUGUUUUGUCUUUAGUCUGUAUCUUAUUAAUGUGCCUUACUAAUGUGCUUUAAGCUUUGACUUAAAUGUGAUAAUUGUUGCCAUAUGUCACUGCCAAACUCCGAUUUUAUUCCCUUAACCUUUUCCUCAGCAUUAAUGUAGGUAUUUUUUAUAAAUGUGUUGAACAGGGAGAGCUUUCUGCUUUGUGCUGUAUGAACGUGGCAGAACAAAUAAUAAAAAUCUCACAUUUA